AUGAAGAAGGAAAGCGUGUAUAAGACUUUGUGGUCGCGAAUCAAGAAAGGCCAAUCUUUCGUAGGCGAGGGAUCUCGUGUCAGUUCAUGGCUGUUUGCGUCUGAUCCCCAUGGGACUCAGAUGGCAAACCUUAUAUGUGCUAUUGAUCCUUGGUGUGAUCUUUAUGUAGCAAAAGUUACCGAAGGCAGAUCUGGUAUUAUCCCAGUAAGAGCGAUUCAGUGGGCAAUGGACCAAGGAGUUGAUAUAAUUUCGAUGAGUUUCGCUAUCUUGGAGCACACGAACAGCUUAGAAGAUAUUUGCAAGGAGGCUGCACGAAGGGGCAUUAUCAUGCUUUGCAGCACCCAUGACGAAGGCUUCAAUGUAACCAAGGCUUACCCGGCAGAUUUCAGCGAUACCAUAACAAUCACAGCUUGUGAUGAGUUUGGUGCUGUGGCACAAACUAUGUCACAAGAGUAUCGAUAUUCGAUUCAAGGACACGAAGUGGCUGCGGGUGUGGUUCCUUUCCUUGAGUCAAGCGAUCGUAUAUCAGGGAGCUCUGUUGCCACAGCCAUAGCUGCUGGAUUGAGCUCACUGGUUUUGUCUUGCGACCGCCUUGCCCGGAAUGACGACGACUUUAAGCAAGUGACCCGGAAAACGAUCAUUACCAAACAGUUCGGAAUGAUGGCUAGUGAUAACACGAAGUAUUUGAUCUUGGGAAAAUUCGCUGGCAUUGACGCGAAAAUUAGAGAUGGAACAGAAAUCAAUGCUCGAAGCAUUAUUAAAGAAUUUUUCAAAAGUGUAACAUAUGGAGAUCCCUAG
Messenger RNA from Trichoderma virens Gv29-8, 798 nucleotides. RefSeq lists its product as uncharacterized. The transcript has 2 exons. The record is from RefSeq and is a predicted model, not a curated record. Gene Ontology annotation, molecular function: serine-type endopeptidase activity. The coding region runs from base 1 to 798 and encodes 265 amino acids. Lineage: Eukaryota; Fungi; Ascomycota; Sordariomycetes; Hypocreales; Hypocreaceae. Gene Ontology annotation, biological process: proteolysis.